Molecule: messenger RNA, 2120 nt
Organism: Rhodofomes roseus
Lineage: Eukaryota; Fungi; Basidiomycota; Agaricomycetes; Polyporales; Fomitopsidaceae
Product: WD40-repeat-containing domain protein
Exons: 10
Coding region: 165-2012 (615 amino acids)
Biological process (GO): RNA (guanine-N7)-methylation
Cellular component (GO): tRNA methyltransferase complex; cytosol; nucleus
Molecular function (GO): tRNA (guanine(46)-N7)-methyltransferase activity; protein binding
Source: RefSeq, a predicted model, not a curated record
UCGAGACGCGCGUGCGCUAUCGGCCGGUGGCUAAAUGGACCCCCCUCCUCCUCCUCCUCCUCCUACUUACUACUACUAGCCCCCUCGCCUCGCUCCUCGUCCUCUUCUCGGACACCCACAUCGCUCAGCUCCAUCCGAUCGCCCCUGGCGCGCUUGCGGCCUGCAUGGACACCCAAGCCCCGGUCGCGACCUUCUGGCCGCACACCAAGCUGCUGCUCGGGCCCUUGUGGACCAUUGUCGUAUCGGGCCCUCAUAUACAGGUCAUUGACCCAAUAUCUGGCAAGAUCGUGCACUCGACUGCUCGCUUGGUCGGCGCAGCCAGGGACGCCCUGCUCAAGUCGGGUCCCAUCCGCUGCCUCGCCGUCGACGGCAGCUUCUCGCACCUAGCCACCGUGGGCGACGAUAAACAACUCAAGACUUGGCAAAUCGUCGGCUUGCGGCUCAUGAGCGUUCGGCCACUGCCAAAGAAGCCAACCGAGAUUGCCUUCACGCGCAACGGUCUCACACUCCUCAUAUCGGACAAGUUCGGCGAUGUGUUCAGUUAUCCGCUCUAUCCCAAGGCAAAACCGGCAGGCAACACGGUGCCAAGUGCCGGCAGCUCAAAACGGGGUGCCCUCACCUCGCACGAGAACCCCUCCGACGGCGUGCUCGUCCUCGGGCACGUCUCCCUCCUCACCUCCUUCCUGCUGACCCGCGACGAGAAGUACAUCGUCACCGCCGACCGCGACGAGCACAUCCGCGUGAGCUGGUACCCCAAGGGCUACGUCGUCGAGCGGUACUGUCUCGGGCACGAGAAGUUCGUCUCGGAGAUACACAUCCCCCAUUUCGCGCCGGAGGUGCUGAUCUCGGGCGGCGGCGACCCGGUGCUCAAGAUGUGGGACUGGAUGUCCGGAGAGGUCGUCGCCGAUGUGCCCAUAGCGGACGUUGUGGAGCCGUACAUCAAGGUGAAGGCACCGAAGGGCAGGCGUGGCUGGGAUGACGGAGAUAACGAGGAAGGAGGCGCGGGGGAGAACCAACCGGCGAGGAGGAGAAGGAGAGGUCGGAAGGCUCAAGGAAAGGGCAAGGAUGUGGAGGAGGGCAGCACGGAGGGAACACCGGUUGUAGAAGACGGAGAGGCAGAGGGUUCUGCGGCGUCAGGAGAAGCGGCGCAGGAGGCACCUGAAGACGAUGCGGAGAUGGCCGUGCCGGAGGAGGACGUGGACAAGACAGUCCUUGUCAUAUACAAAAUCCGGAGUUGCGAUCAAGGCAGACAUGGCAAAUUCGUGCUCUUCAGUGCGGUCGGCGCAACAGCACUGUUCUACUUCAGCUAUCCAGAAUCAGGCGAGGGCCCACCCCCAAAGAUCCACGCAAUCGACUUUGGCCACCCCGUACUCGACUUCAUGAUGGGCGUCUAUCAAACCACAUGGGUCUUGCUCGACGUCCCUCCAGCACAGGCCGGUGUAGCGACAAGCCGUGCCAACAAGUCAUCCCCGGCUGUCCUGCUCUCGUGGGCAUCUGGCUCGCAGCCGGUCGUCGUCGCCGAAGACGACGUGCCCACCCUCACGACGCUCCGGACAUCAGCUCGGCUCCGAGCUACGCCCGACGAACUGAAGACCCUCGAUCUCUACUCCGCCCUCUCCUCCAUGCCGAAGAACGUCGACCCGGAGCACGACCCGCUCCGGCGGGAUCUGCUCGCGGAGGCCACGCCCGAGCCCGGCGCGGAGGACAAGGGCCAGAAGAAGGAACUAUCCCAGCGCGAGCAGGCACGGCUCAAGAAGAAGCGCGCCUUGGCGGCGAAGCUGGCGGAGGAUAAGAAGGGCGAGGGCGAUGAGGGCGAGGGCGACGAGCGGGAACGGAAGAGAGUCCGGUCGGAUAGCGAGGCUGUUGGUAGCGAUGUUGGCGUUGCUUCGUCAGUGACUCUUUCGCAUGCUACUGCUUCCCAGCUACCGACAGCGUCGAGGCGUCCUCGAGGCUCCUCAACUCCUUGCCGGAUCGUCCAAUGCAAGCAGCAGGUAUCUGACGACGGAGACUAAGGUUGGCAUUGGUUGAUUUCUCAGUCAGUCUGUGAAAGCGCGAAAGCCAUACGGAGCAUGGCUGUCUAGAGCACAUAGGGAGACUUGAAUAGCAUGGUUGAUAGUUUC